CCGUCGUAGUUUCGUCGUUUUUUUAUGUAAAAAUUCCAAAAAAUAGAGAGAUUUUAUUUGAAGUUUCUGAAUGUGCAAUUUCCGAAAAACAGGCCACCGAUUCUCAAUUUUCAUUUCAUUGUCUUGAUAGUUGAAUUUUGUAAUAAAUUCAAAGCCAUUUACUUUUCUUCUUCCCUUCUCGCACAUCGAAGAACUCUUGAGCAGUUGAAUUUUUUCUUGUUCAUUUCUCCGAUUUGAUAUCGGAGAAAACAAUCAUGGAUUCCCGACGAUUCCUCGCUUUUUGUCUCUGUUUUCUCUCCGUCUUUACAGGCUUCGCUCGCUUGCCGGAAUUGCGUUCGCAGAAGAAAUCAAGUGGAUCUGUGAUUCGAUUGAAGACGGAUUCAUCUCCGCUCGUUUUCGAUCCAACACGAGUCACUCAACUCUCCUGGGAACCCAGGGCAUUUUUGUAUAAGGGAUUUUUAUCUGAUAAGGAAUGUGAUCAUCUAAUCGAUCUGGCCAAGGAUAAAUUGGAGAAGUCAAUGGUAGCAGAUAAUGAGUCUGGUAAGAGUGUAAGUAGUGAAGUCCGAACGAGUUCUGGCAUGUUCCUUCGGAAAGCCCAGGAUGAGAUUGUUGCUGCCAUUGAGGCCAGGAUAUCUGCAUGGACAUUACUUCCCGCAGAAAAUGGAGAAUCCAUUCAAAUUCUUCACUAUGAGAAUGGUCAAAAGUAUGAACCACAUUUUGAUUUUUUUCACGACAAGGUGAAUCAGGAGUUGGGUGGCCACCGAAUAGCCACAGUCUUGAUGUAUUUAUCCAAUGUUGAAAAGGGUGGAGAAACCAUCUUUCCAAAUUCAGAGUUUAAAGAAUCUCAAGAAAAGGAUGAAAGCUGGUCUGAUUGUGCUCGAAAGGGUUAUGCAGUUAAAGCACGGAAGGGUGAUGCACUGUUGUUCUUCAGCCUCCGUCCCGAUGCAACGACGGAUGUCAAAAGCUUGCACGGUAGUUGCCCUGUAAUUGAGGGCGAGAAAUGGUCUGCAACCAAGUGGAUUCACGUGAGAUCCUUUGAGAAGGCAACUCGUGUAAGUAGGCAGGAUUGUGUGGACGAGAACGAAAAUUGCCAGAUAUGGGCAAAAAGGGGAGAGUGCAAAAAGAACCCGACCUACAUGGUGGGUUCUGAAGAUGCUUUAGGAUACUGUAGGAAGAGUUGCAGAGCAUGUUAAAAACCUAGGAAGAAGAAGUACACAUCUCUAUCUCACUUUUUUUUUUGUUGAUUCUGUGAUGGCUAUGUAUAUAAAAACAUUGGGCAGUAACUGGGUAUACAAUACGAGUGGAUAUUACAUUUCUUUCAUUUAACCCCUUGUAGUAGUAAUUAAUUAGCCACAAGUGUUUCAUUUGGUAAUAAAAGCAAUGAGAAGUUUUCUCAUGUAUGAUGCUUA
Benincasa hispida (wax gourd) is the source of this 1409-nucleotide messenger RNA. RefSeq names its product putative prolyl 4-hydroxylase 7. The record is from RefSeq and is a predicted model, not a curated record. Gene Ontology annotation, cellular component: endoplasmic reticulum. Gene Ontology annotation, molecular function: iron ion binding; procollagen-proline 4-dioxygenase activity; L-ascorbic acid binding. NCBI's taxonomy places the organism in Eukaryota, Viridiplantae, Streptophyta, Magnoliopsida, Cucurbitales, Cucurbitaceae. Gene Ontology annotation, biological process: peptidyl-proline hydroxylation to 4-hydroxy-L-proline.